This is a messenger RNA of Fibroporia radiculosa, 1608 nucleotides long. RefSeq lists its product as uncharacterized. The transcript has 16 exons. Gene Ontology annotation, biological process: fructose metabolic process; fructose 2,6-bisphosphate metabolic process. Gene Ontology annotation, molecular function: fructose-2,6-bisphosphate 2-phosphatase activity; 6-phosphofructo-2-kinase activity; ATP binding. Gene Ontology annotation, cellular component: cytosol. The coding region runs from base 1 to 1608 and encodes 535 amino acids. The record is from RefSeq and is a predicted model, not a curated record. NCBI's taxonomy places the organism in Eukaryota, Fungi, Basidiomycota, Agaricomycetes, Polyporales, Fibroporiaceae.
AUGCAGACGAACGCGGAACAGUCGUCUUCUCCUCCUUCUUCUCCCCAGCUCUCCCCCCGCGAUCUCGCACACGUCGACGGCGCGCUGCACAUGCAUACCAUCGAUGACUCUUCACUUCAAGCAAGACCAGCUCCUUUUGCCGCAGGCGGAACCAGGCUGAAAGAAUUCGACCAGUCUGCUGUAUCGAGUAGGAUACCAUCAGGAACAGCUACGCCUCCUAUAUCCGUAGUCGGCAUUGGCAAUAAGGUCGCAAAGCCCGACUAUUCCGAAGCAAAGAUCGUGGUCGCUACGGUCGGACUACCCGCUCGUGGAAAGUCGUACUUGAGUAAUAAGCUAAUGAGAUACCUCAAAUGGCUGGAGUACGAUGUCAAGGUAUUCAAUGUUGGACAACUGCGCCGCUCACGAGCACGGCAGCUUGCAUUAACAACUGGUCAGCGCGGAUCCCAUAACGCAGACUACUUCAGCCACCAAAAUGCUGAAGCAACUAAACUACGCGACAAGCUUGCGGAAGACAGUCUAGAGAUGCUCAUUCAAUGGCUGAAGGAUGGUGGCAAUGUUGGAAUACAUGAUGCGACCAAUAGCACACGGAGCAGAAGACAAAAAAUUGAACGACGUGUCGCCAAAGAGAAAGGGAUUGUCGUCAUUUUUCUAGAGUCCGUGUGUGACGACCCCGCAGUGAUCGCAGCAAACGUUGCGCUGAAAGUGAGCUCGGGCGAUCCAGACUACAAGGACAUGUCGCCAGAGAUGGCGAAGGCGGACUUCCUGCGGCGCAUCAAAGCGUACGAGUCAGUGUACGAGACGAUCACGGAACCGCACUUGUCGUACCUUAAGAUCAUCAAUGUUGGCAACCAGGUCACGAUGAAUCACAUUCGCGGAUACCUGCAAAGUCGUAUUGCAUUUUAUCUCAUGAACUUGCAUUUGAAGCCGCGCAGCAUCUUCAUGUCCCGGCACGGCGAGAGUCAGUAUAACGUCGAAGGCAAGAUCGGUGGUGACUCUCCGCUCUCCAAGCGUGGCAUGGCGUAUGCUCGCGCACUGCCCGCACUCAUCACAGACAAUAUCGGCGAUGCGGAACUUACCGUUUGGACGUCCACACUGCAGCGGACGAUACAAACUGCGCAACUUUUAACAUAUAAUAAGUUGACGUGGAAGUCUUUGGACGAGCUCGAUGCGGGCGUGUGUGAUGGCAUGACAUACGAGGAGAUUGAGCAAGCGUACCCAGAAGAUUUUGCCAAUCGUGAUGAAGACAAGUUUAACUAUCGAUAUCGAGGCGGUGAGUCGUAUCGCGACGUGGUGGUUCGCCUCGAGCCCGUCAUCAUGGAGCUAGAACGACAAGAGAAUAUUCUUAUCAUUGGCCAUCAAGCCAUUCUACGCUGUUUAUACGCAUACUUCCACAACCUUACCCAAGCCGAUUUACCAUACAUCAAGAUACCAUUACAUACCGUGAUCAAGCUAACGCCAAAGGCAUACGGUUGUGACGAGGAAAGAUAUACUUUGCCCAUUCAAGCCGUGGACACUCACCGUCCGAAACCCCGUGCUACGAAGCAGCCCGAUGACAUUCCGCAGACAACAUCGCGCCGUGAAUACUACGCCGACCCCAUAGUUGCUUGA